Messenger RNA from Penicillium argentinense, 1443 nucleotides. RefSeq names its product putative hexokinase (gene hxkB). The record is from RefSeq and is a predicted model, not a curated record. Gene Ontology annotation, biological process: glucose 6-phosphate metabolic process; intracellular glucose homeostasis; glycolytic process. NCBI's taxonomy places the organism in Eukaryota, Fungi, Ascomycota, Eurotiomycetes, Eurotiales, Aspergillaceae. Bases 1 to 1443 code for a protein of 480 amino acids. The transcript is spliced from 3 exons. Gene Ontology annotation, cellular component: cytosol; mitochondrion. Gene Ontology annotation, molecular function: mannokinase activity; ATP binding; D-glucose binding.
AUGUCUGAAGCAAUUAUGUCGAGUUUUCGCUACCGUCCCGAGAUCCUCCAGGGCGUGGGGGAACUUCUCACCUACGAUCUCAAAAAAUACGAGGACUGGUUUCUUCUGGAUGCAACCGUUUUGAAGAAGAUCACAGACGAUUUUGUUAAAGAGCUUGAGAAGGGUCUUACCAAGGAAGGAGGGAAUGUUCCAAUGAACGUGACUUGGGUCAUGAACUUUCCCAACGGCCACGAAGAAGGUCGAUACCUCACGAUAGAUAUGGGCGGAACGAAUUUGCGCGUGUGCUAUGUGAGUCUCUGCCCCCGCAAGAGAGACUUCGAGCAAACACAGAGAAAGUAUAAAAUACCGUCCGAAAUAAAAUCUGGGACUGGGGAGCAGUUGUGGAACUUCAUUGCGGAUCAUCUGCAGGCGUUUAUGAAGGAAAAUUUCAUUGAGGCUCCGGAAGACCAGCCGUUGCCGCUGGCAUUCACCUUUUCCUGGCCGGUCUACCAAAAGACCAUUCGGAGUGGAAUCCUGCAGCGCUGGACAAAGAAAUUCAAUGUCUCGGGUGUUGAGGGGGAAGACAUUAUACCUCAACUGGAAGCUGCAUUAGCAAGGAAGAAAAUUCCCGUCCAAGUCGUCGCACUCCUCAACGACACGACCGGAACGCUCAUCGCCUCGCAUUAUCGCGACCCUCACGUCAAGGUCGGCAGCAUCUUUAGCACCGGUACUAAUGCGGCAUACAUGGAAGAAUGUCGAUUGAUUCCGAAGCUGGAAGAAUAUGGUCUGCCCGAAGACGCGAAGGUCAUCAUCAACACUGAAUACGGCGCGAUCGACAAUGAUUGCAAAAUCCUGCCUCUCACGUCCUUCGACCGACAGAUUGACGAAGAAUCACUUCGACCCGGGACCCAAAUCUAUGAAAAAAUGGUGUCGGGCCUGUACAUCGGGGAGAUGAUACGGUUAAUCAUGCUCAAGAUGCACGGGGAAGGACAGUUAUUUCAAGGGCAGGACGUUACCCGCCUGCGACAGAAUAACGCGCUCGAUGCAACAUUUCUUUCGAUCGCGGAGCUAGAUAUUUCGGAAGGUCUUGACGAUAUGCGCGAAGAGUUCGAAAAUGAGCUUAGCCUGUCGCCGUCCAUCGAUGAGAUGAAGGUAUGUCGGUAUUUGAUCGGGUUGAUCGCGACACGAGCGGCGCGUCUCUAUGCCUGUGGCAUUGCGGCCAUUUGCAAGAAGAACAAGAUCAACAAGUGCCACGUUGGCGUGGAUGGAUUUGUGUUUAACAAGUACAGCGGGUUCAAGGACCGAGCGAUGCAGGGUCUCCGUGAUAUUUUUGACUGGCCGCACGACGAGGUUGGGCCGAUCUCGUUGAACGCGUCGGAAGAUGGCUCAGGUGUCGGGGCGGCGUUGGCGGCGGCUUUGGCGCUGAAGGAAGGCAGGCAGAUUGGUAUAGAACAGAUUGGAUAG